Molecule: messenger RNA, 755 nt
Organism: Cylas formicarius (sweet potato weevil)
Lineage: Eukaryota; Metazoa; Arthropoda; Insecta; Coleoptera; Brentidae
Product: protein anon-73B1
Exons: 2
Coding region: 299-547 (82 amino acids)
Cellular component (GO): membrane
Source: RefSeq, a predicted model, not a curated record
AGAUGCCCAGCAGAAAAAAAAUUCAAAAAAAAUCCAAAGGUCCCAAAUAAAACCCAAAACGGCGAACACCUCCAGUGAAAGCAUAAAAAAUUAAAUUCAACUUCGAUACGUGGCAAGAAUCAGAGAUGCUAGCCAGGAGGUUCUGAAAAUGAAGCUUAACAAGUAUUCUUGCGGUCAGUUGAAGAUAAUAGAAUCGGCUUCUAUACAUUCUGUGAAAAUCUAACCUAUGAUAUCAAUUUUGUAUUCUGCGUAGGUCUACUGUUGAUUGUGGAACAAUUAUUUAAAAAACUGAAAAAUAAUGAACGCGGCGAUUAAUAUAGGGGUCGAGGAUAUGACCGCGACAAUAGUGAGAUUGAUGCUGUUUAUAGGCGCCGUAUUUCAAUUGGUUUGUUUGGUCGCCUGUAUUUUUAUGAUCGAUUCUACUAACGACACAAGCUGGGGUUCAAGAGACAGCGAAGACGACAGCUCCGAGCACAGUACUCCUCAGAACACUCCACGCAGGCCACACCACCGAACUAGGAAGCAGGAAAAAAAGAAAAGGCGUUAAGAGGAUUCAGGGACUGUGCUAUGCCUGGCGACUUUGGAAGAGUUUAAUAGGAACUAACUGCAUGUUAGGAAAUAAAUGAUUUUGCCUUUAUACAUGUGAAGCCGCUUUCCAGUUAAUUAAUAAGUUGAUUAACAGUGUUGCAGUUUAGUACUGUCUUUGAUGUAUUUACUAGUUCAACUUUUAAAUGUUUAUAAAUGGAUUUAAGUCA